GAAUUCCGUUCACUUAUACAGUUGUAAUUUAUGCUUGUAAUGAAUUCUUAGACAUUCAAGAAUUCGUUUUCUUCGAUGACUAGCGGAUUGACUUAUGGACACCGCUGCAAAGUGAUGAGACCAUCAUUUCUCUGCACUGGAUGAGUACGACUUUCUACACAAAACAACAAAAUUAUUUGCAUUAAUUUGCAAUUAUGGCAUCGAGAUCGAGCCCUUUCGGCUUAUAUUUUUUGGACAGCUAAACUUCAUUUCCGUACAUUUGUAGUGAUCGCUUGGAUUAACUAUUUUAGUGUUCGAGAAUCGACAAUAAACAGGUUCAUGUUCGUCAGGUCAUCUUCACUGGGCCGGACUUCAGAUCUUUCCUUGCCCUUGUCGUCCAACAUGCUAACUCGAGUCGAUAACACUGUCGAGGGCUUCUUUUUAUAAAGAUAGGGAAAUCCUUGUUUCUAAGAUAAAAGAUCUGUCUGUGCAGUUGUCUUUAGUGUGGAGGUGUCCCGGUAGUGGUGUAGUUAUUCAUGAGUGGAGUAAAGCGCGAAAGAGGGGGAAGCGCCGAGGACCAAAAACGUCAAACCAGGACAGCCAGUGCAAGCAGGAUGCAUGGUGCAGCUAGACAGAGUGGUUCAGCUGCGAACUCUGGGGUCCUCAUGGUAGGCCCCAAUUUCAGAGUCGGUAAAAAAAUAGGUUGUGGAAAUUUCGGAGAAUUACGAUUAGGGAAAAACUUGUACAAUAAUGAACACGUUGCCAUAAAAUUGGAACCCAUGAAAUCACGAGCUCCACAGCUCCAUCUGGAGUACAGAUUUUAUCGACAGUUAGGCCAAGCAGAGGGAGUUCCUCAGGUUUACUAUUUCGGGCCAUGUGGAAAAUACAAUGCAUUAGUACUAGAAUUACUAGGGCCAAGUUUAGAAGACUUAUUCGACCUGUGUGACAGGAAAUUUUCAUUAAAAACUGUACUCAUGAUAGCCAUACAGCUCAUCACACGGAUGGAGUACGUCCAUUCCAAACACCUUAUCUACAGAGAUGUGAAACCUGAAAACUUCUUAAUAGGAAGGCAGUCCAACAAAAAGCAACAUCAGAUAAACAUAAUAGAUUUUGGUUUAGCGAAAGAAUACAUAGAUCCUGAAACACAUAAACAUAUACCGUAUCGAGAACACAAGUCUUUAACAGGGACGGCUCGGUAUAUGAGCAUAAACACGCAUCUGGGGAAAGAACAAAGUCGACGGGACGAUUUAGAAGCAUUAGGACACAUGUUUAUGUAUUUUCUUCGAGGUAGUUUACCAUGGCAGGGGCUAAAAGCUGACAACCUGAAGGAGCGGUACCAAAAAAUCGGUGAUACGAAACGGGCGACGCCUAUAGAGGUCUUAUGUGAAAACUUCCCAGACGAACUAGCCACAUAUUUAAGAUACGUUAGGAGGUUAGAUUUCUUCGAGACUCCUGACUAUGACUAUUUACGCAAACUAUUCCAAGAUCUUAUGGAGAAAAAAGGGUGGGACUGCGAUUGUGAGUUCGAUUGGACGGGACGACAACUUUCCACGCCAGUAGGUUCCAUAGUAGCUACAGAAGGUGCUUUAUCGCCAAACAGGGAUGCGGCACCGAACUCGGGCCGUCAACGACAUGCAGCACAGGGAGCCAAGCCAAAUCAACGAGGUACUGCCUGGGGUGAGCAACCCCGGCAACAACUCUUGGGUACAAAUCUCACAUCUGCUGAUAGACAUGGGGGUUCUGUACAGGUAAACACUUCUGUCGUAAGUUCGGGGGAUGUAGGAGUCGGAAUGGAGGAUCCAACAACCAUCCGUUCCAAUGCACCAAUCACGAAACAAUCAGAAGUAGAAGUCGUGGAUGAUGUGAAGUGCUGUUUCUUCCGUCGCCGCAAGAAAAAGAAGAGCAGACAGACUUAAUCACGGCAAUAUACCCCGAAAUAUGUGACCUUGAACAUCAAUCAGGAAUUGUCACUGUUUCGAACUAGGAGUACUCUAACACUGACGUGGGAUAUUCUGUUCCGUAGCAAUAAGAAAUGCGCUUUAUAUCGUUUAGUGGCAUGUGGUCAUUUCUGUAUGAGAUAUGUUUUAACAUGUCGAGGUAAAACACAUGUAAUUCUGUAGUUAAUGAUAAUGAAGCGAAUAUAAUCAAAUUAAAUCUACGUUUGUAUCAUUAUGAUAAAUGUUUGCUUGUGUAGUGUGAUACAAUGCUUCCAAAUGGUCACCCGCACAUCAUCCUGCACCGAUUGUAAACAAAAUCACUGUCAGGGUAUAAAAACGGACAAAAUCGCCACAUCAGUUUUAGAAUACGCCCAAAAACUUUUGUGAUCAGAAAAAGAACACAGUGAUUGUGUGAUGAUAAUAUAAUGUGUAUGUAAAUACUGAGUCAUUUUUUAUAUAAUCUUAUUUUUGGUUGCCUGCACUUCAUGUACAGUGUAUAUGUUUCGUCACUGCCAUGAUGGAUGAACCACGUUCCUGUCGUCGAAGUGCACCGGCACUUCGUCAUCUCUUCCAUGCUUCUGAGACCAAGAGUGUGUAUGAUUUUGGUCGAGUUCGUCAUCAUUUGCUAAAUAUUUUUUGGUUGACCGCAAGAGUCUGAUGAUUUAGAUAGAUUCAAGCAAAACAGAUUUAAAAAUAAGUCUGCUGGGCCUUUGCCCAAGUUUAAGGAAUGGACACUGAACUGGAUGUAUUAGUUGUCUCACCAAACAUUGCGAGAGUGGAGCUGAAAAGUCGGCCCAAAUGAAGCACCGUUUCAAGGAUAUGAGCAAGAUUAUGGUAGGGGAUAUGUCAUCGAACUCUAACAAAAACCAUACACAUUCUUCAUGUCUUAGACCUUAUUAUAAAUGUAUGAAUAAUAGACGAACAAACUUAAGUCUGAUUGGCGAAUCCAUCGUGCUCUUUGCCUAGGUGUUGCUGCUUCACCUAUAAGAAGAAAAAGCCAAAAAAAUCAAAACGACAGAAAUGAUAUGAGGCAUCUGACCAAGCUCAAGAUUCUAUCCCAUUGAAGUCCCGGCGUGGAUCAAAACGACACAUGCUCCUCUCGAACGAGAGCAGCCAAGGUACUUUGGACUGACAUAUCUUGAUCGUGAAACGCAUUCCUUGGCUUCCUUGAAGGCAGAUCUGUACACCAGACGUUGUUGACCGAUAGUCGACAGGUUUCUCUGAAGAAAUGCAUGUUUUUGCAUGAGUUUUAUUUUCAAAGUCUUCUUCAUGUUCUUUUAGCAGAGUUUUGAUUUGAUUGGUUUUCUAAACAAUCUUUUCAUUUUCUUUGCUGGUCAAAUUCUGAGGGAAAAUAUCAAAAUUUGUUUUUAUAAUUUGCUAUUUGAUGUGUAAUUUUCAUCAUUUGAGUGUCUUAAUCGGUGAUUGUUGCAUCUUAUUUUACAACCCAAUGAUUGCAUAUUCAUCUAGCAGUGCAUGAAAUAGAAAGUUGUCUAGAGAGUUUGUUGAGCCAUGGAAAGAAAAGAAAAAAGCAAUCUUAAAUACCACUCAAAACAAAGAUGAAUUUGAAAUUGGCGCUGAUGUGCGGUUUGAAAAACUUCCGAAGUCCACACCCAAGGUAUGGUGUGUACAGUAGCGACAUUUUAAUGUAUAUUUUCCUAUCUUUUGAAUUUGUUUCUUUCCUCUGAACAUCAUCCUUAGAUAUUAGAAUUUGUCCUUCAAAUCCGUUAAUGAGAAAUGAAGAAUUGACUUUGAAUUUGAAUAGCUUUAUGCUUAAUACUAGGUAAUCACAACCCGGUACAAUGGUUUUAGUGUAUCAGUGUUUCUUUUUGAAGUUAAUGCCAGUACUUUUUCCAAAGAUUUCUUCAGGUAACCAAAACGUGUCGAAGAUGGGCAGUUUUUCUUGCCCUUCUCCUGUAAACUGCAUACAAGAGCUCCUUUUGCUUGAAGCCUUUAACCUGGAUCGCUUGAUGGGAUUGUGAUGUUGUACAAGGGACAAGAGUGCUGAUUCCAGGUCAAGAGGUAUGGGACUAAAUCCCUCUCAUCUUCCUGUGUUGAGUUUAUAGAUGCUCUCAGCAGCUGCUGCAUUUUGAGCAAGGAUUCCCUUGAAAAUGGCUGUGUAAAACAUUGAAUAAGUCCCGUGAUGACAGAAAUACAUCUUUGGAGAAGAUACAUUGUCAUCAGUGGUGAUGUUUCCCGUAAUACCAGACUCGUCAAGUCAGGCACCGAAUUUAACAUGACACUUGGUUGCCAUUAGUCUAGGACUCACACAGGUUGAAGGUUUUGAGGGAGGAGAAUGUUCUUAUUGUGUUUAUCUCUCUACCUAUGCAAGACUUGCAGCUCUAGGUGGCCAGUAGUCAGGGAAUAUAAGACUAUCAUGUAACGAAUGAUGUCAUUUGUGAUAUUGCUGUAUUCUAUGGAACAUACUUCUGUGAUAGGGCUUGAGUCUUGACCUAGAAAUAGCUUGAGCUGCGAAGUGUACUUGGUACUCCUUGAAAAAGGCAUGUCCAAAGCCGCCUCGCAACACUUAUAUAGAGAUAUGCAGUCCUUUGACACUACAUGUGGCGGUGCAUAGGGGUGAGCAGGGGUAUUAUCCUCCUGGCCACAUAUACCCAUGUUGUCCUUUAAGUCUGCCAUUAAGUCUGUCAAUGUUCCCGAUACAAUCAGAUAUCAACUCGGCUGUGCGUGAUCCCAAAACUAGAUCAGAAGUUUGUUCCAUAGAAUAUGUGUUCUCCUUGAUGGUGCUGCAAUAAAUGGGACGGUCUUGAACUUGGUCAGAUCAUGACCAAAAAACUAACUCAAAGAGUACUCAGAAUAGAGUCUUAUGGCUUUCAUGUAACUAAACAACUGGAACCCUCGCUGUGAGUGGCAUGGCUAGUGCCUUUGCAGCGCGUGUUGUCAGUUUGAUCUCUUUUGUAUCGUUCGAUAUGAUGCUAAGUCUUUAUGAUGUAGUGAUUAAUGUAUAUAGCGUAAAUGUCAGUGAUUGAUUUCCAUUGUGACUAGGAACUGUUGACAGUUCUACUUUUGUCGGUUACUUAACAGAAUCAUCUUAAAUCAGUGGCUAAGUUUGUCCGACUGAACCAAUUAUAUGUGCUUUGCUAGCACUUUCUGUCUGUUUUCAAUUUUUCUGCUGUACAGUUGAAAAUGAGCAUUAACUUUCAUCACAAUUUUACAGAUGGGCACAAAUUGUCUUUAUGGACGAUCCACAAAAAAAAUUUACUUAAAGUGGGCUCUCCGGAAUUGGGUCAGUAUAUUAUGUGAAAUUCAUCCAUGUCAUGAUUCAUUUAGCGUUCAUCUACGUCAUGACGCCACAAUACAUUGAUGUUCAACUACAUCAUGUUCAUCCCUUGUAAUUUCAAAAUCUGAAUGAUAUAAUUCAUUGGUUUCAUAAGGCUUAAAUUUCAUUCACUGGCAAAGCACUGUUUUUGACUUAAUUUGAAGUCAAAUUUUAUUGGUUAGAAUGUGUUUUGUUUGUGAGGUGGCAAUAUGCUUCCGUUUCAGUGUAGACAAAGUGUCAGAUGUUUAACUUUGAAAAUAAACGUAAACUUUGAUUUUAUCCAGUGGGAGGAAUAGUUCAAAUUUACGUAGCUCUGGCCAUCUAUUUUGGUAUGGAAGUGCACCGAGAUGUUUUCGAGUGUCCUCAUAAAUUUUGAAUCAAGAGUCGUUCAUCUAGUCACAAGAACAACGAUUCUGGUAGAUCUAUGAGUGUUCACAUGACUUGUCGUCUGCCUGAUGAUCACAUGACUGUCAUGUGACCGCAUUCUUCGUCAACAGCAACAUUCCUAAUAUCAAAUUGAGUGCGUUGUUUAUGAGUAUCUAUCUCUAUGUGCCUGUACCUUAUUUAUGUUAUUGUUCUUAAUAUUUUGUCAUCCAUACAACUGUACAUGUUUAACAAACAUGUGGGUGAAUUCUUGCUAUCGGUUGAAAGUCGACAUAUUUCAAAUACAAUGGAAUAGAUGUUUGUAUCAUGUUGAUUUCCAAGUAAAAAUUACACUAUUUCACGGAAAUAGAAAGACCAAAAAGAUCGGACAUUUGUUUUUUAAAGGUGUGUUUAAUUGCUUCUUGUAAGGUAUUUCAACAACUAGAUUUUUUUCAAAGAGUUCUGAGAUCUGUUGAAUAAAACUACCGUGUGAUUAUUCUGUGCAAAAAAUGGGACAAAGGUUUGUUGUCUGUCUGUGUUAUGGACCAAAAACUGUAAUUCGUGGCCUUUUUGAUGUCCCAGGUUCAAUCUAAUCUUACAGUUAUGAUUAUCCUCUUUCUAAUUUUGUUUUAAAAUGCUUGAAAUUACCAAAGUUUUAUCAAUGAUUCAUUUUAAUCAAGAGAAUUUCCCAUACUCUUGCCUCAUUAUAGUUGUUUGCUGCUAGUUCUAUCCUCUUGGGUACAAUCCAACUCUUAUCCUAGAAACAUAGUUCUCUUAGUAUCUUUUCAGUUCGUAUUGUAAAUAUUUACCAAGAUGAUCUGCGGCAAAAUGGGAAUAUAGUGAUUUAAUCUAGAUUUUGCGCCUUCAUAAAAAUCAGCCAUUUAUAUAUGUCAUUGUGUAAAUACGCUUCAUUCAUAAGCUUACAUUUUGUUUUGAUGACCAGUGGCCCGUAGUCAUGUGUCAUAAAGGCCAGUUGGCAUUUGUAAUUUAAGGCGCAGAGUAUCUAGUACAUAGUUAAUCUUAGUCUGCACACUGUUCUUCAAAAUGUGGAAACAGAGCAGCUUCACUUACGUUGUGAUGUCGAUCAAAUCUUAAGAAUGGAAAGAUAUAUUUUAAGUGACGUCUGUCCGUACUUGUGUCAAAAUUAUUGGCCUCUUGGAGGAAUCUUGGAUAUACGAUAUAAACUGACUACGAAGGGCGGACAGACAUUGGAGUGAUAAUGGAUGAUUGAAUCGACCAUACAUAAAGUGUUUGGUACACACUUGUAGCCACCGAAGUCGGGUGUCUAUUGCGAAAAUAUUCACAUUUGCCGCAAUUCAGUAUUUAUGCAGCAGUUCCCUUUAGAAAAUCACAGGCAUUUGAAGCAGAAUGGCCUUGUCGACAUAUGUUUGGCUCUUCAUUGUCUGAGUGUGUGAAUGACUCUCAACAAUUUUGUGAAGGUUAACAGAAUUUACAAUGUAACUGCAAUUGACACUGCCAGCCAAAUCAGGGACCCAAUGAAAAGGCAACAGAUCACUAUCCCCAUUCAAUAAUGUCCGACUGUCUGACUCAAAUCGAACCGAUCCAAAUAGAGUGGAUGGAUUGCCAUCACCUUCCAGACUGAUGACUGCAGCAGUGGAUCCCUGACAAGAUACAUCAAUUUUAAUCCCUGCUUUUCCGUCUUCUCACUGGAUCCCUGGUUUUGACUCUGAUGCUUGUAUCUUUGACUUCAUGUGUAAUUGUCUAUUGAGACUGCAAAGAAUGUAGAAUUCGUGGCAUUGCUUCCUGGGGCCUAUAUCCUUAUCAGAUACAAUGUGGUACUGCAUGUGUGUAUGCGUAAAGAUUCAAAAUUGUGAACAAGAUGUUGUCAGUAAUCCAUAAAGCUCACCAAGUCUUGGUGAAUUCGUUUUAACAUUCACUACCUUUGACAUGAAUCAAAUACAGUUCUCUGAAUCAAGGACAGCUGUCAAUGGAGCAAAGCAGUCCAAAAUUCAUUUGAUAUGAAGAUGAGAUGGCAUUGAUUGCUAAAUGCAGUUGACUUGUUUUGUGAAGUGGGCACUUGUAUGCGUUUACUCUAUGUAUAUGUUAAUGAUCUAUGGAAAAUUAGCAAAGAGCCAUUUCCUUGCAUGAAAUGGUAUGUAAUUUUAAUCUUGAUUCUGUUACUCUGAGAAGUGUCCAUUUCCCAAGACUGUUGAAUUAUCUCAUUUGGAUAUUUGAGUGUUUGGAAGACGGUCACAAUCUUCCUGCCAAGGCUGUAGCGACUUAAAGGGAAAUUUGAGUGAAUUUGUUAACUUUUCGAGCGACUUGACAGUUCACUGCCAUUUCACCAAAAAAAGGUUCCUCAGCCUUGUGUUGAUUGGCAAAAUGAGACAUUCAUCAAUAAACAAAGGAAGUGGCAGUGAAUUCUUUAGUCGAGCCAAAAUGAUGAGGAAACCUUCAAAUCAGAUUGAGAAUUAAUGUCAAGGUAUUCAAGCUGUUAAUAAAUUCAAGGGCCAAAGUAACUUGACUGAAGUAAUGCCACAGUUGUCGUAUAUACUAAAUCCACCUAUAACAUUUGUGUCAGUUGGGGUGAUAGGCUUAAUAUUCCUUGAGACCUUGAUUGAUUCCUUGUUGUCUCGCUAGAGGACCUGUGGAACGAUCUGUACUGCCUGGUGACUUUGGCAUAACUUUCAGCCAAGAGAAGUAUAUCACUCUGGAGGGAGUAUAAGAAGAUUGAUCAGUCUGAUUAGCCUUCUAGCGUGACUAUAGGGAACCAAUCUACAAGAUGCCCUGCUUGAAUUGUGGGGACUAAAUAUACAGGUUCAACCUGAGUUUCCUUCAAUAUGUCGCACACCAGGUGACAAUGCAAAUAUCAGUUCAUAGCUUGUCCCCCCCCCCCCCCCCCCUGAGGGGUUGUUUGAGUGUCAAACGUAUCCUUGGGAUGUGGUAUUAAUGACUUGUGUAUGCUUUCUUCAAAAGUGGUGAGCAGAUGUCUUUGCUUGACCCUUAAGAAUUUAUAUCAAGGUGAUAAGGUGUCAAACUUUGAGGAGAGGGUACCAGCUAAGAAUUGAUAGUUUCAUAAAUUUCACUCAUUUGGAUGCCCGUGUAUGGCGAACUCAACUCGUGCGUAUUUGGGAAUCAUGUAUUUAUUAAAAUGUGAAUGUCCCCCAAUCAUCGGAGGGGGGUACAUGAAGUUUAAAUCCACUGUACGACAUGAAGACUGGAUUAUUUGUUCAAGUUAGCACUGCUGUGGUCUUUAUAAAUAAAAAUUGAUUUAUUGCAAAUGA
Lineus longissimus is the source of this 8798-nucleotide messenger RNA. RefSeq names its product casein kinase I-like. Gene Ontology annotation, biological process: peptidyl-serine phosphorylation; endocytosis; positive regulation of canonical Wnt signaling pathway. The transcript is spliced from 11 exons. Gene Ontology annotation, molecular function: ATP binding; protein serine/threonine kinase activity. Lineage: Eukaryota; Metazoa; Nemertea; Pilidiophora; Heteronemertea; Lineidae. The record is from RefSeq and is a predicted model, not a curated record. The coding region runs from base 516 to 1895 and encodes 459 amino acids. Gene Ontology annotation, cellular component: nucleus; plasma membrane; cytoplasm.